ACCGACCCGGCGCCGGUGCCCAUAAACUCGAGAGCGACCACCAACGCUGGCAGCCGAAACGCACCGUCAUCUCUACUCGUCUGCCCUCUUCCGCUGCUCCACACGCCGCUCGCUACGCGCUAGGCCGCCGGUAGCUAGCUCGGCAGUACUUGUGUCUCGCUCGCUCGCUUCGAUCGCGUGCUCCGGCGGCGUCGCCCCCCGGCGCCGCGCAGCGCGCAUGCAGGAGCCCGGGCGCCGGCCCGCGCCGCCGUUCGCGGGCGUCGACCUCCGCAGGCCCAAGGGCUACCCGGCGCCGGCGGCGAGGGCGGCGGAGGAGCCCGCGUCCGCGUCGUCGGCGUCGGCGCAGGCGCAGCCGCCCGCCGGCGACCCGUGCCCGCGGUGCGAGUCGCGGGACACCAAGUUCUGCUACUACAACAACUACAACACGUCGCAGCCGCGCCACUUCUGCAAGUCGUGCCGACGCUACUGGACCAAGGGCGGAUCCCUCCGCAACGUCCCCGUCGGCGGCGGCACCCGCAAGAGCUCGUCGUCGUCGUCGGCCUCUUCUUCAUCGCUCGCCGCUGCGCCCAAGAGCACGAAGCGGUCGAAGAACUCCAAGCGCCGCCGCGUCGCCCCGGCCCCGGACCCCGUCCCCGCCACGGAGGCCUCCGCCACCACCACCCGCGUCGCGAACAACGCACCGGUGCCCGCGCCGUCGACGGUAGCCGCAGCGAUGGUGGUCGCCACGGGCAAGCCUACCGCGUCGAAGCCCGCCCCGCCGGUUGCCGCCGCGGAGAAGACGACCGCUCCGGAGCCGGCAGCGACGGUUGCCGCCAUGGAUGAGAAGCUGACCGCUCCUCCGGCGGCCGUCGGCUGUUUCACGUCGGAGCCGUCUACGGCGCCCGGGCUCGGGCUCGCAGAUGUUGGUUGCGGCGGCGGGAAGGAGCUGCCGCCGGACCCGAACCACUUCGAGUGGCCGUCGGGCUGCGACCUGGGGUCCUACUGGAGCACCGGCGUGUUCGCGGACACCGACCCGGCGCUGUUCCUCAACCUGCCGUGAGUCCGCGCCAUGGCUAAGUUAACUGAUGAUCAACCAUCACGACGCACGAGAUGACGAACAGAGCGAAGCGUCAAGGCCAACAAGCUCUCGAUUCUCGAAGCUGGCUGCUGCUGCGCUGCAGUUUCCAGAGUCCACUGUAGUAGUGAUCUCUACUUCUCUUAUUACUAGUGUUUUGCUGGUUUUAAUCGCCACUUUUUACUCCGAUCUAAAGGCUGACAUGCAUGGGGGAUAGUAACCAUGGUGUGCUUGUUUUGAGCUAACCGUGGUGCUCUUGAGGCCAUGGAAAUCACAAGAACAGUUGCAAGGAA
This is a messenger RNA of Setaria italica (foxtail millet), 1347 nucleotides long. Its product is annotated as dof zinc finger protein MNB1A. Lineage: Eukaryota; Viridiplantae; Streptophyta; Magnoliopsida; Poales; Poaceae. The record is from RefSeq and is a predicted model, not a curated record. Gene Ontology annotation, biological process: regulation of DNA-templated transcription. The coding region runs from base 218 to 1039 and encodes 273 amino acids. Gene Ontology annotation, molecular function: DNA-binding transcription factor activity; DNA binding. The transcript has a single exon.